Musa acuminata subsp. malaccensis (wild Malaysian banana) is the source of this 1002-nucleotide messenger RNA. RefSeq names its product probable aquaporin TIP2-1. Gene Ontology annotation, biological process: transmembrane transport; water transport. Gene Ontology annotation, molecular function: water channel activity. The record is from RefSeq and is a predicted model, not a curated record. Gene Ontology annotation, cellular component: plant-type vacuole membrane. NCBI's taxonomy places the organism in Eukaryota, Viridiplantae, Streptophyta, Magnoliopsida, Zingiberales, Musaceae.
CGUCCAUCGCUUCCGUGUGCUCGAGGCCAGCGGUGACACAACAUGGUGAAGCUCACAUUGGGAAGCCUGGGCGACUCUUUCAGCGCGGGGUCUCUCAAGGCCUAUCUUGCUGAGUUCAUCGCCACCCUCCUCUUCGUGUUCGCUGGCGUUGGCUCCGCCAUUGCAUAUGGUAAGUUGACGUCUGGUGCAGCGCUGGAUCCGGCGGGCCUGGUUGCGGUGGCCCUCGCUCAUGGCUUGGCCCUCUUCGUCGGCGUCUCCAUGGCGGCCAACAUCUCCGGUGGCCACCUUAACCCGGCUGUCACUUUCGGGCUCGCCGUGGGCGGCCACAUCACCCUCCUCACCGGCGUCUUCUACUGGAUCGCCCAGCUCCUCGGCUCCACCGUCGCCUGCCUCCUCCUCAAGUUCGUCACCGGCGGCAUGGCUGUACCGACGCACGGCGUGGCGGCCGGCAUGAGUGAGCUGGAAGGCGUGGUGAUGGAGGUGGUCAUCACCUUCGCGCUCGUGUACACGGUGUACGCCACGGCGGCGGACCCGAAGAAGGGGCCGUUGGGGACGGUGGCGCCCAUCGCGAUCGGGUUCAUCGUCGGGGCCAACAUCCUGGCAGCCGGGCCCUUCAGCGGCGGCUCCAUGAACCCGGCACGGUCCUUCGGCCCCGCGGUGGCCAGCGGAGACUUCUCCGGCAACUGGGUCUACUGGGUGGGGCCGCUGAUCGGCGGCGGACUGGCCGGGCUCAUCUACGGCGACAUCUUUAUCGGCUCCUACGAGGCGGUCGCGGCGCAGGACUAUCCGUAAGCUGUAAAGCUGUCGUCGAGUCGGGUUGGCGUCAUCCUCCUGCGUCUUGUUUCUGUGUCUUCCUUUAUCUGCUUGUAAUAAUAAUAUGUACAUAUAAGAGUACAUAACCGGUCUUCGUGAAGGUGUAUUCGCUAUCCUUAGUUUCAAUGUUGUAUGUUGUGGGUUGUGGAGUCAAAAUUGGACAAAUUGGUCAAACAUAUGUUUCCUUAA